Molecule: messenger RNA, 3151 nt
Organism: Cuculus canorus (common cuckoo)
Lineage: Eukaryota; Metazoa; Chordata; Aves; Cuculiformes; Cuculidae
Gene: IFNAR1
Product: interferon alpha and beta receptor subunit 1
Exons: 11
Coding region: 52-1755 (567 amino acids)
Molecular function (GO): protein binding
Source: RefSeq, a predicted model, not a curated record
CCGAGACCCGCCCCGCGGCCCCAGCGCUUCCGACAGCGGCGGCCGGUGGGGAUGGGGCGGGCGGCGGCGGUCUGUCUGCUCUGUGUCCUCUGUGUCUUCUGCAUCCUCGCCGGGCUGCCCGGGUCAUACGCAGGCCAAACUAAUCUGAAGAGUCCACAGGAUAUUCAAGUCUAUGCUGUAAAUACAAAUUUCACUCUAAGGUGGAACUACACUGGGAAUGAUACUGAUGUGACAUUUUCAGCAGAAUACCGGUGGUUUGAAGAUUUUGAGCCAAGUGAAACAGAAUGGAAGGAGUUGCGUGGGUGUCAAAAUGUUACUCACACAGAAUGUGACUUUUCCUCAGCAAUAACCAAAUACGAUGAUAUACAUCAUUUGCGUAUAAGGGCUAAAAGAAGGGAAGAAGUAUCUCCAUGGUCUAGCAUUUUUGAAAUGAUUCCUUGUUUUAUAGCUCAGAUUGGUCCCCCAGGAAUAGAGUUGCAGUCUACAAAUGGAGUCAUAAAAAUUAAAGUUUCUUCUCCAGAAGCAAAUCAGGACCAAAAAAUGUGGAUAAACGAUCUAAUUUUUAAUUAUAAUCUAGUUAUCUGGGAAAAUUCAUCAAAUGCAGAGUUCAGAAGUCAAAGAAUUGUUCCUGUGCAGAUAAUUGAUGAUCUUGCACCAGACACUACCUAUUGUUUGAAAGUUCAAGCAAUUAUUCCUCUGGAGUCGCAAGGCUUAUUCAGUCCCACUCAUUGUAUAAAAACUACCCGUAAAGUGAAUGACCUACUCUGUGCAACAAAUUUGAGGGUUUUUGCUUUGAAUAUGGAAUUUCAUCUGCAUUGGAAUAAUCAAUAUAAACAACACGUCAGCUACAAUGUACAGUAUCUCUUUGCGUAUCUAAAGAUGCUUUACGAUGAUCACUCAGUGAAGUGGCUCAAUGUGCCUGGAUGUGAAAACAUCACUGAUACACAAUGCAAUUUCUCAUCUGUCAUCACUGCUGUUUCUAUAAUUUACCUCCGUGUGCAGGCCAUGGGCGAAUAUAAUAAAUCUUGUUUGUCUAAAGAAAUAAAAGUAGAUCCUCUGAUAACAAAUGAAAUUGGCCCUCCUAGUAUAAAGUUGGACAUCAGUGAUGCUUUGCUCCAUAUCCAGAUUUCUCCUCCAGGAUCUCAGGGAGAGGUCAUGAGGCAACAUUAUGAUUUGUCUUACCGGGUUCUGUAUUGGAAGAAUUCAUCACAUAAUGCGGAAGGAAUCCAAAUGAAAGAGACAAAACAGACGAUAGGGACAGUCCCUAAUCUAACAUCCUUGACUUUGUACUGUGUAAAAGUACAAGCAUUCUCAAAAGCUUACAACAAAAGCAGUCCUUUCAGUAAAGAGGAAUGCAUCAAAACACCUGGAGAUAAAAUUUUACCUCUGAUUGUUUUAGCAACAUUUGUAACUGCCCUGGUUGUUGUCUUGCUUGUGGCUGCACUGCUUAGUUUUGCCCUGUAUCAAGCCUACAAUAAAAUCAAAUACGUGUUUUUUCCAUCAUGCCAGCCUCCUUUGAACAUAGAGGGUUUUGGAGAACAGGUCUUUAUCAGUCCUUAUCUGUCAACUACUGAAGAACAAAUAGAAAAUUGUUUUAUAAUCGAGACUAACAUUACAGAAGAAGUAAAUCAAAUUGAUUUUAAAGACUACAAACAUUCUAAGCAGAGCAGUCGAGAUUCAGGGAAUUAUUCUAAUGAUGACAAUAAUUCAGGCAAUAAAGUGUCAGAAGAAACGCUAGAAAAGGGAACAGUAUAACUUCUAAGAAAAUAAAAUUCAUAUAUGGGACUGGCAGUGUGAUAAACACUUAAAACUUUUUUAUUAUGAAAGUCACAGCCUAAGGAAGAAUGUGACUUUGGGGUAUUUGUCUUCACAUUUCCAAAUCUGCAUGUUGUUGGUGGAAAGUUACGUACACUCUCUGCUGCAUGCUGACUGAAGAUAAAACACGAUUGACUCCUCGUUCCUUACACCAUUUUGACUGACUUUUCAUCAUACGAUAAAAAGAAUACCAUCUGUGUAAAGAGGAGCAGAUCUUUACAUUUUAUAUACUUGAACCUGAUAACCUCAGUGAGAGCCUACUCUGUUCCACAAGAAGAGUUUCUCGCUAUCUUAAAGGUUUGCUUUCAAUGCCAAUGCGUACUGUAACAGAAGCCUUUAAUCCCAGUAUUGAAUCUUGUGAUGUUUACACAGGCAGAAGGAAAUUGAUGCUGGAUACAAUUUUAAGAACUCUUGUGGCAUUCUCUUCCAGCCCCCUCAAGGGCUCAGGUGUCCACAGCAAAAGAUACAAAGAGACCAACAGUAGCCACUGCGAGGUGGCUUCUCUGAGCCUCCUUGUUGAAUUCCUUGUAGGCAUGACUGUGGGAUGCUCGCAGUGCCCAGCUGCUUGUUCACGUGCCUGUGUCUCUGCAUCAGAGCGCUCUCCUCCCACAGCACUUAGUAAUCUGGGCCAGUAUGGGUAAGGGAAAAGGCAGGAAGGAGGUUCACUUUACUUUAUAGUAAACAAAAAUAUCAUGGUGCAAACUCUCUGUAAAUAGAGGUUGGUUCAGAUUGUUUUGCAAGGCAUUUAGGAUAAAAAGCAACAAACAUCCAGGCCAAAUGUACCUUGCAAGAAGAAACUAAGUCAUAUUCUUACUUCAAUAACAAGGCAUUAAAGGUACAUUCUCAAUUAUUUUUUUCCUGUGGCUGGAUAACCAGAAGCAUAAAGUACUUCUAAUUAAAUUGUGUUUAGAAACAUGAAUCUCUUUUAACAAGGCAGAAACUCCUUUCUGUAAUUAGAAGGAUGCCAGCUGAGUUUAGAAAAUGCCUUUUAACAAAUGUGAGGAUGCUCAUCAUUCAAAGCUUUUUCAGCUUAGUUUCAUUUUGCCAACAGACUUUUCUUUGUACAAAUUAUAAGGAUAUGCUGCAAUAAUUUUUCAGUUUGUAUACCACUCCCUUCUUAUGAAGUAAUUUUUUAAAAGUAGCUUAUUUUUUUAUGAAGGAAUUGAUUUAUAGUAAACUGUUUUUUAACUUCUUGUGGGCUGUUGGUUAUUGUAACAAGCAACCAUUGCUGUUUAUAUAUUUUUAUUAUUACUUUGAAGAUGUGAUCUAAUUUUAUAAAUUUUAUGUCCCUAUGUUCAUUACAGAGUGUAAUAAAUGUUGCACAUUUUCUUCUUUA